Molecule: messenger RNA, 912 nt
Organism: Henningerozyma blattae CBS 6284
Lineage: Eukaryota; Fungi; Ascomycota; Saccharomycetes; Saccharomycetales; Saccharomycetaceae
Product: TLC domain-containing protein
Exons: 1
Coding region: 1-912 (303 amino acids)
Biological process (GO): lipid homeostasis
Cellular component (GO): membrane; endoplasmic reticulum
Source: RefSeq, a predicted model, not a curated record
AUGUCAUCAAAUGUUACUAUUGCAGUAGAAAAGAUUGCUGAAUCAACUACAAACAACAAUGGGUUUGAAGUUGAUCCUGCUAUUGCAGUGUAUCAACUAACAGACCCGCUACUAAAAUUUUCAUGGUAUCCUGAAUCUGAAUCCCUAUAUCUAAAGCAUUUGCAUGAAAUUGCGUUCUCCUUUGCCUUUUAUUUGUUCAUCCAUAUAUUCAUAGCACCAUAUCUAAAUCAUCUAAUAUUUGGCAAGAAUUAUACAUCUAUUCAAAAUAGAAAAUCAAAAAUGGAUUUUGAUGUCCAUAUAGUAUCCAUGUUUCAAGCAUUUAUCUCAGUGGCCAUCGUAUUACCUGUUAUUAGAUUACCAGUUGACUUAAACGUGGCAACGUUUCAAAAUGAAUGGUGUUCUAUGGUAAGUUCUGUAAGUGUUGGUUAUUUCAUCUGGGAUUUUAUCGUCUGUGUUUCAAACUAUAAUAUAUAUGGGCUUGAAUUCCUAGCCCAUGCAAUUGGAUCAUUGUAUUGUAUUGGUAUUAGUUUAUAUCCAUUUGUUCAAAAUUGGGUUCCAAAAUUUUUGAUAGUGGAAGCUAGUACACCAUUUGUUAAUGUCAAUUGGUUUAUUUCUCAAUUGCUCAGAUACAAGGUUAAGGUUCCCGUUUGGCUGAACGUUAUCAAUGGGGUUUUAUUGAUGACUGUGUUUUUCUCUAUUAGAAUUGUUUGGGGGUUCACAGCAAUUGGUUAUCUAUCAAAGCAAAUUUGGAUUACAAGAUAUCAAGUCCCUAUUGUACAUACCUUUUUGAUACUCCUAUUAAACACUCUUUUCAAUUGUUUGAAUCUAUUUUGGUUCUCAAAAAUGAUUAGAAUUGUCAAAAAGAUGGCCAUGGGUAGCAAGAAAGAGACUAAAUCUUCCAAGAGAGAUUGA